Trypanosoma conorhini is the source of this 558-nucleotide messenger RNA. RefSeq lists its product as uncharacterized. Lineage: Eukaryota; Euglenozoa; Kinetoplastea; Trypanosomatida; Trypanosomatidae. The transcript has a single exon. The record is from RefSeq and is a predicted model, not a curated record. The coding region runs from base 1 to 558 and encodes 185 amino acids.
AUGCUGCGUCUGUCGCCGCUUCGUCUCGCCAGCAAAGUUACCGCGGGCAAUGCAAAAAACCAGGCGGGCCAUCCCCGUCGCAAGGCUAAACUGUUUCAUGUCAUACCGGGCACCCCGGUGACGCCCAUGGAGAAGUUGAAGGAGCAGCGACGUCGUUACGGCCAGGACCGUCACUCAAGGUUGCCUGACUACCGUCCAGGGCGAAACGUUCGCAUGGACCCGAGCACCUUCACUCUGUACGCCACUACGAAGGGUGUUAUGACAAUUCGGGAGAGCCGGAUUCAUUCAGGGUAUAAAUGGCUGGACGUGGAGCCUGACAUCCAAAAGGUGUACCGAGGCUCGCAAAUGCGAAAGGCGCUGAGCAUACGGGGCAUGGCAUCAACUAUGGUGGCGAACAAUGCAUACUACAAGUCGGAGAUGGAUUUACUACUUGAGCCUCACUGGCGUGAGCGUGUGAGUCGUGUUCCUAAAGCAACGGAACGCUUUAAGGAUCCCAAUUUGUUUGUGCGGGGUGUCAUUACAGAACUUAGUCCCAUGGAUAGGUACUGCUACGAGUGA